This is a messenger RNA of Striga asiatica, 1395 nucleotides long. NCBI's taxonomy places the organism in Eukaryota, Viridiplantae, Streptophyta, Magnoliopsida, Lamiales, Orobanchaceae. The record is from the annotation of a GenBank genome assembly.
AUGUCGGCUAGUUUUGAUUUGGGCGUCGAAUUUGGGUCUCCAUUGUUGAAAAGCUGUUUCCAAUCUUCAUCUUCAACGUCGUCGUUUUCUGGUCACUGCAUGCAAUUGGGCCUCUGCUGUGCUCUCCAGCAGAGAACUCUGUUUUUCUCCCCAGCUGUUUCGAUGCGUUUGAGGCCCAAAAGAGAGAGAAAAAAAGAAGAAGAUUCUAUGCCUGAGCCGCGAAAACAGAUUCCAUUGAACCAGCCAACAAUGAGCCGAAAAAUUCGGGCCAAGCCCGAACCCGCCCGACCCAUGAAAAAGAUCCGCAUAAUCUGCAACGACCCCGACGCCACCGACUCAUCUGACGAAGAACAGCAGGCCCACGUGGGCCAAAAGAAGGUCAAACGGAUGGUCCACCAGAUUUCCUUCCCUAUCCCCCAUCCGGGCCCACCUGGAAAGAAGAAAUUGAGGAGAAGCCUCGUCAAAAAGACGGUUUUGCCCCCGGAGGCCUCGAGCAAGUUUCGCGGGGUCCGCAUGCGCAAGUGGGGCAAGUUUGCGGCCGAGAUCCGCGACCCGAUCAAGCACAAGCGCAUAUGGCUAGGCACUUACAGCACCGCCGAGGAAGCCUCCCGAGCUUACGAGCUCAAGCGGGUCGAGUUCGAGACCCUGGCCCGCUCGCCACUUGUCACGAUUUGCUCUACGAGUGUGAACAAGCCACAAAACGAGGUCGCCUGCGUGUCCGAUGGCUCGAGCGCGAGUCGCGAGUCGAUUAUCUCCCGAUCCUCACCGUCGUCCGUGUUAGAAUUGGAUUGCAUGACUUUGGGUUUGGGUAACGAUAAAGUCAAAUUACAAAUCACGACGAACGAUGAUAAUAUCGUAAAUUUAACUGAAAAUGAUAAUAAUAAUGAUAAUGCGAAUCACUGGUUGGUUGGGGAAUUUGAAAACGAGGAGGUCAGUUUGGCGAUUGAGCAAAAUACCGAUCACGGUGUGGUUUGGGAGUUCGAGAAUGGGGAGGGCAAUUUGGUCAUUAUUCCCAGUGUUGAUAAUGAGCCGAUCGAGGAAUUCGAGGAUGGAGAGGAAAACUUGGCGAUUAUGCCAAAUGUCGAUAACGGGACUAUCGGGGAAUUCGAGAAUGGGGAAGGUAAUUCGGUCAUUGGUCGAAAGCCAGAGAAUUGGGGAGUGAUUGACGAUGAUUUGGUAGAGUUGGCAUGGAUGGGGGGAAUUGUGGACAAGCACGUCGGGCUCGAUGCACCUUUACCGAUGGAUGAUUUCGAUGUGGGCCCAUUGCAGCAGAGUGAGAUCAACAUUGAUUUCCCCCCAAUUAGUGACGUGGAAUUUGUGGGCCAGUUGAGCGGGUUGCAGGAUUUCGACUCGUUUUUUGAAUUCGAAGCGUGGAGUGAAGGGCUCUCUUGGUAG